Messenger RNA from Cotesia congregata, 450 nucleotides. The record is from the annotation of a GenBank genome assembly. NCBI's taxonomy places the organism in Eukaryota, Metazoa, Arthropoda, Insecta, Hymenoptera, Braconidae.
AUGGCCGGUACUUCAUUUAUGAUCACAAUUGUUCUAUUCGUCACAAUUGUCGGGCUUAAUAGCGAAACCUCCACAUGGGACGGCUACGAUGUAAUUCGGGAAAUUUCACCUACAAACUUCACUCAGUCACUCACAAGAAUUGUGGCUGGAAUCAAAACCGUCGAUCGGACUAUUAAACUUAAAAAUGCAUUGACCCACGAAAUAAUUUCUAUUGAUCAUUCAAUUACAACCACAAACAAUGGCGUCGCAACCUUAGAUCGUACUUUGGAAAAAUUUUAUCCUGGAGGUAAUCUCAAGUUGCAUGAUCAUUUCUUCAAUUCUUCAAAAGGCGACACAGUAAUCACUGGUAACAAUCAAACCAUCUGGUAUCAACUACUACGAAGUUACUCGACAGAACAACCGCGAUCUGACAAUCCAUAUUUACCGCGAUUACGUACAAUUGAAUGGUGA